Molecule: messenger RNA, 3269 nt
Organism: Grammomys surdaster
Lineage: Eukaryota; Metazoa; Chordata; Mammalia; Rodentia; Muridae
Gene: Ralyl
Product: RALY RNA binding protein like
Exons: 9
Coding region: 1172-2053 (293 amino acids)
Cellular component (GO): nucleus
Molecular function (GO): RNA binding
Source: RefSeq, a predicted model, not a curated record
UGCCCGUCUGCGUGUGCGUGUGCGUGCGCUCAGCCCAGCGUGAGCGGCACCUGCUAGUCCCGGCUCGCCGAGGAGGCCGCCUCGCCCGGCUCCCACCGCCGCGCCCGCCGGAGCCGCUCAGAGGGCUUCGAGGGCUCCGAGGUCGCCCAGGAGCCGCGGUCCCUCCUCCGCCUGCAAGUCCGCCUGGCUCCGAGUCACGUGUCAGUGCCCGAGGCAGAGACUGAGAAAAAAACGCGCUUCAUUCCUUCUUCCACCGCCAUACUGUAUUUUCCUAAAUCUCAUUUUUAUUCCAACAUUUUACUCCCGCUCGGUGAGUACCUUCUCAGUGGCAUUCUUGUCCUAUUCUUUUUUUCCCCCUUUUUUUUGUUUUUGUUUUUUUUUUCUUCUUUUUUUUUCUUCCCACUUCUUUGAUUAUUGUUUGUAUUUGGGAAAGCUGACGAGCAUGGUCUUAAGCCUUUUCCUGAAUCAAGUUUUCCUAGCAUGCGAUGGUUCUCUAGACAAGGCGCUGUGUCUGGGAGUCCGCGGCAGCCGUGUUUCCUGCGAGCGGCUCCCAAGUCCAGCAAAAUGUGCAACUGGUUUUAUGGAAAAAGCGUUGUGAAGUAUGGUGCCUAUUUUUUUCCCUUUGUAAAGAUAAGAAAGCAUGUUUCUAACUCUUUUUUACGUACUCUUUUUCCGAUUACAUUUUUGUGUAGGUGGGAUUUUCCAGCAGUGUUCACAAGUUUGUCGUCUUGCAAUUCGAUUCACACCACUGAGCAAAGACAUUAAUUUUGCAUUUUUAUGACCUUUUUGGAAGCCUGUGAGAAAUAUUUCGUUUUUUUCCCUCCUGUUUUUGAUAUCGGUUGAUAACAUGAAACUUUUCUUGCAGCUAGUUAAAGGGAUUAUUUUUAAGCAAUUGUUUUUUUUCCUCCUUUACAUUAACUAUUCCUUUUGCACAUUUGACUUUUUUAUUUAAAAACUCGAGAUAAUUUUAUGAUAGAUAUCCUGAUAUCUAUAUCUAUAUUAUCCAUUCUUCCUCCUUCUCCCCUCCUAAAUCAAUUUUCAAAUGAUGGCAGUGGAAGGUUUUUCUGAAAAAAAAAAAAAUGAAGUGCGGUUUGGUUUCCUUGUCAACGGAGGAUGAAGUGAACAUCACAACAGCUCGCAGAGAGCAGGAUUAAAACAAGGUGAACCAACCAUGACGGGCAAAACACAAACAAGCAAUGUUACCAAUAAGAAUGACCCCAAGUCCAUCAACUCCCGGGUUUUCAUCGGCAAUUUGAAUACAGCCAUUGUCAAAAAAGUUGACAUUGAAGCUAUUUUUUCAAAGUAUGGAAAAAUCGUUGGCUGCUCUGUUCACAAAGGGUAUGCUUUCGUUCAGUACAUGAGUGAGCGUCAUGCAAGAGCCGCGGUGGCUGGAGAAAAUGCCAGGGUCAUCGCAGGCCAGCCUCUUGAUAUCAACAUGGCAGGGGAACCCAAACCAUACAGACCAAAGCCUGGAAGUAAGAGGCCCCUGUCUGCACUUUACAGGCUUGAAUCAAAGGAGCCAUUCCUAUCUGUCGGUGGUUAUGUAUUUGACUACGAUUACUACAGAGAUGAUUUCUACAAUCGGCUGUUUGAUUACCACGGCCGUGUACCUCCACCACCUCGGGCUGUCAUCCCACUGAAACGUCCCAGAGUGACUGUCACCACCACACGCAGGGGAAAAGGCGUCUUUUCCAUGAAGGGGGGAUCCAGAUCUACUGUUGGUGGGUCAUCUUCAUCAAGCUCUAAGUUGAAAUCAGAUGAGUUACAGACAAUCAAGAAAGAAUUAACCCAGAUCAAAACUAAAAUUGACUCCUUGCUAGGGCGCCUGGAGAAGAUUGAGAAGCAGCAAAAGGCAGAAGCAGAAGCUCAGAAGAAGCAGUUGGAGGAGAGUAUAGAGCUGAUUCAAGACGAAUGUGUGUCAGAGAAUGCAGACCAUUCUACAGAGGAGCCUCCUGAAGGAGGACAAGAAGCGGAUGGAGGAGAGAUGACUGAUGGGGUAGAGGAGGACUUCGAUGAAGAUGGGGGUCACGAGCUGUUUCUACAGAUAAAGUGAUAUGAAGUAGUGUACAAUAAGGCAAAAGAAGAAAAGAGAAACUGUGACAUGCUGAAAAAAUGAGAAAGAUGGUUUCAUAAUCGACAGCAACAUCUCCAGUUCAGUUUAUAUAAAAUCCUCUGUCAUAUGGACAGUGUUGUUCACUUUCAGAACCAUCAUUUCUUCUGUGUUCCGAACUGUAUAAUUGUUGUUUUAUGGUUUACAUUGUAAAUGUGUUUUCACUCUUGCUUAUUAUGUUUUUUAAGUCUUAGAAGGAUGUUAAUGAGAGAGACAUUGUAUACAAAUGUAUAUUUGUAAAAGCUAUUUUUAUGAUUAGCAUGUGUCAUUGUUGAUCACAUAGUCAUGUGGUAUUGCAAUCUUACACUUAAAGCUUGAUUCCAACAAUGUCAUAGGGAAAAUAUACAUUGUAUGCUAGUUUUUAUAAUUUAAUUUCAAUUUAUAGUUUAAAGUACCUUAGACCAUGCGGAAAUCUAUUUGAAAAGCUAUAUUUCUGCCCUCUAUAAGCACCAUUUUUAUUAAUAAAGAAUGCAGUUGUUUCAGAAGUGAUGCAAGGGUUUAAGGACUUUGGUUUGACCUGUGAGCAUGCUUGGCUCUAGUGAGCUGAAAUUAUCCAAUCAUCACCUAUUUUCUGAGUCUGACUGAGCUUCUGUAGACAGUUUUCCAUACUCACAGAUGAGAAGUAGAUUGAUAAGAAAAAGAUUGUCUUGUCUUUGGAUCCAAAAGUUUCAGUUAGUGCACACCCCCUCCAUCUUAUCUCCUAGUCCUCAGGACCCUCCAUUCCCAAGCAUUGUGUUUUCCAAAUACUUUUCGCUAUUGUCUUGUGCAGUGGAAAUGGGAGAGACCAUCCCCACAGGCUAUAGGCACAUUCAGCACAUAAUUUCUUAAUAAAUACUGGUUCUUUUAAAACAAAGCUGGUGUGUGGUUUUUCUUUGGGUUGUGCUUGUUUUAAUAUUCAAUGUAAACAUUUUGCAUCUCCACGAUGUGAUUAAAAACAAGUCCAAUAAUAAAAGCAGUGUAACUACACUGAAAUAUGUUCUGGGUAUAUUCUCCAUACCCUUCAUGGCAUGACUCUGUUUGAACAUACAUUAACUUCCUGUACAAAAGAAAAUCAGAUGGCCCUACAUCCUUGGCAAAAGUCACCAUCCAAAUCACAUUUUGAGAAUGUGUAUUGCUCUACUGAGUAUUGAAUGGUAAAAGAAUAUUUCUAGAUAUAAAU